AUGGGCGGUCUCUUGACUGUCCAGCAGUUCUUGGACAAAUUCCCUCAGGUUGACAUUGUCAACCAGAGUUCGUUCCACAAUGCGUGGGUCACAGGUCUUACGGUCGGAACAUGGCAUCUUGGCUGUAUCGUCUCAGCCAUCGCGACAAUCUUCGUUGGUGACCUGCUUGGACGUCGGCGCACACUCAUCCUCGGUCUUACCUUUUGGGUGAUUGGCGAAAUCAUUCAGACGUCUUCCUACAGCUUUCCGCAGUUCAUUGUCGGUCGCGCGAUCGCUGGUUUCGGCAAUGGCUUCACGACCUCCACAGCCCCCGCAUACCAGGCAGAAUGCGUCAAGUCGCAUCGCAAAGGAACCAUUCUGAUGAUCAGCGCAGGAGCGUUUGUCUCCGCUGGUAUCGCGCUCUCGUACUGGUUCGUCUUCGGCUUCGCAUACCUCACCAGUUCCUCGGCAUCAUGGCGCGUCCCUAUCGCUCUACAGAUCAUGUUCGCGCUCCCCGCCAUCGCAAUGCUCUUCGUACUUCCCGAAUCGCCGCGAUGGCUCAUCCUUACUGGACGCGAACAAGAGGCGCUCACUGUGCUCGCGGCGCUGAACGAUGAUGAGCCUGACAGCUUCGAGACGAAAGACGAGUUCUUACAAAUCAAGGACGCCAUCUUGAUCAUGGCACAGGGAUCGAGCGCAGGCCUAUUCUCCAACAGGGAGCGCAGAGGUUUCCACCGUGUUGUGUUGGCAUACUUCGUGCAAGUCUUCCAACAGGGCACUGGUAUCAACCUGGUCUUGCAGUAUCUCUCGUGGAUCUUCUUGACACGCAUGUCCUUCGAAGGAUGGCUAGCCCGUCUCCUGGCAUCCUGCUCAGCGACGGUCUACUUCCUUGCCUCGUUCAUCGUUGUUGUCGGUAUUGAUCGCUUCUGGGGCCGCCGCUCGCUCAUGAUGUUCGGUGCUUCGGGCAUGUCAGUAUGCAUGGUUCUCAUUACCAUAUUGCAGUAUCUGUGGUCUGAGCGCAACAUACAGGCUGGAAGGAUCGCCAGCACUGUGUUCUUGUUCAUCUUCUCUGUCUUCUUCGCUAUCGGAUGGCAGGGUAUGGCUUGGUUGUAUCAGGUCGAAAUUGUGCCACUUCGGAUUCGUGGGCCUGCUAACGGUCUUUCGACAAGUGCCAACUGGUUGCUCAACUUUGUUAUCGUCUUCAUCACCCCGAUCGCAUUCCAGCGCAUUUCCUAUCGUACAUGGAUCAUCUUCGCCGUCACAAACUUCGCCAUCAUCCCCUUGGUCUACUUCUUCUACCCUGAAACCGCCUUCCGCUCGCUUGAGGAGGUCGAUGUCAUCUUCCAGCUUGCACACGAUGCGCCCGGUAACCCCUGGCUCACCGCUGUUGGCUUUUCCCAAAGCGAGCCCCUCUGGUUCGGAAAGAAGGAUCCCGAGAAACGGCUCAACUUCAACUAUGGAAACAGCUCGUGGCACAAGAGACUCGUCGAAAGCGUCCUCAGUCGUGACAGUGGCAGUGGAAGCAACACGAACAGCGGCAACACCGAGAAGCGACCCUGGAGUAACGGCGAAAGCCCAGACUCUGGCGAGACAGCCGCGCCUACCAUCCCUCGUGGGCGAAAGAGAUCAGAAGAGUCGCCCGUAGACCCUCGCCUGCACCUUUCCCCACCAUUAAGCCCAGCGACAACCAUGACGACAACUAUCACCAGCACUAAUCGCCCACGACGCAAGCUCCAGAAGCGCAAUAGCAGCACCAGCAGCAUGGCGAGUCACGCGAGCCGCUCCCAACCACCACCACCCGUCUUCGGUCUCUACAACCGUUCUGCGGAAACGCAUCAACCAACCAUGCCACACCACCGCCACACACGCAGCACCUCAACAGACUCCCUCCACUCCGUACGCCCAGAAUGGUGGACAGAAGAUCUUGCACCCGCACCCGUACCCACACGCAGCAGAUCAUCAAGCAGACCAGGUAGCGCAAUAGAGGCAAUGGAGACCCGCGGCCGCCCAGCAUCUCGCAUGUCCACAAGAAGUAUAUCAAACAACGCGCUCAACCGCUUCCUGAACGCCGAUCUACUCGCUCAACAACAACAGCAGCAGCAACGGCAACAACCUCGAAGAGCGGCAUCUCAUUCGUCGCUUCAUGAACAAUUUGCCGACCAUGGCUUUGAACCCAUUGUUGGUAGGGAUAGCGUCGACUACCCCGGAAUGCUUGGCGGUGAAGAGCGCGGCAGAGGAAGAAGCGGUGUUGUGAGGACGGAGAGCGAUAGGGAGACGUAUCUCCCUGAUGGUGUGUAUGAGGUUGUUGAGGGUAGAGUGAGGCAGCUUAGUGCUGGGCCUGUCAGACCGGAUAGCGUGGGAAGUUCGAGGAGGUACUCGGCUAGGGACGCUGGGUACGCGAGAUAA
This is a messenger RNA of Alternaria ventricosa, 2385 nucleotides long. RefSeq lists its product as uncharacterized. NCBI's taxonomy places the organism in Eukaryota, Fungi, Ascomycota, Dothideomycetes, Pleosporales, Pleosporaceae. The record is from RefSeq and is a predicted model, not a curated record. Gene Ontology annotation, cellular component: membrane. Bases 1 to 2385 code for a protein of 794 amino acids. Gene Ontology annotation, molecular function: carbohydrate:proton symporter activity. Gene Ontology annotation, biological process: transmembrane transport; carbohydrate transport. The transcript has 4 exons.